AUGUCCUCCGAUGGCCCAGAUACUCUUCCAACGCCUGCAUCAUCGUCACGACCAAAAGGGACGCCCUCGAUAACGCCUCGCCGCUUUAAUCGUUUCUGGCAACCAAGACAGUUUCAGACUCAGCCGUUGCCAAAGUUUAGAACUGCUCUUGGGAGCUUGGACGAGUUUGAUACUAACCAGCAGCCCAUUUCCCCCCAAUCUCUUUUUCAUAGUGAUCCUAUUCUACCUUCUUCUCCAAGUGAUAGAUUCCAGGAUGAAUCACGGAAGAGGAAGCUUCAGGCCGAGGCUUCGGGUGAUGAGGCUGUCUUCAAGAGGCCAACAUUGAACUUGGAUGAUAUGCCACCACUUCGAUUCCGUGCCACCACAACUACCUCUACCUCAAGCAACACACUUCCCGGCUAUGAUAAUGAAACCCAAGUGUCAGAAAGUCAAAUUAGUCUGGAGAGUCUUGAUAGCUAUAGAAGAGCUACCCUGAGCAAUUUCUUCAAGACCAGCCGUGGAGUUGCUCGAACUCCUAAAAAGUCACCCUUUCUCGUUGAUACACCCAGCAUCACCGAGGAACCUCAACCUGAUAACGAGCUAGCCAACUACGCACCUAGACCAAUCCGAAAAUUCGGCGAUAGGGGCGUUGCAUCACAAUUACUCAACCGUGAGCAUGGACUUGGAUAUUCAACCGGCCAGACAUAUCUUCACACUCCAGCAUGCGACCCUCGAACCGAGACUGCAAGGUUUCACAGCCGCUGUAUCGAUUCUUAUGAAUGUCUAACUCCUAGUGGCGGCCGCACCAUCCCCUUCUGCCUUACAAGCACUCACAAUGCCCCCGUGACGGCUGUCGGUGAUGAAGAAGGUUGUGUUAGGUUCUUCGACACUUCUCCAAACGAUGAUCCCAACGAGGAAAAGGACUUAGGCGUUCACUCUGUUCAUGACAAUGCCAUCUGGGAUAUGGACUUUUCCCAAGAUGAUAUGCGUCUUGCGACUACAGCUGGUGACGCAGCUCUGGUCAUGGAUGUUACGACCAAGUCUAUUGCUGCCAGACUCGCAGAUGGCCAUUAUAACUCGACUCGGCAGAUUGCUUGGCAGAAAGGCCAAUCCACUGGCAAUGUAUUGACAACAUCAGACAAGGCUGGUCGAAUUCGACUCUGGGAUUUGAGGUGCCCUCAUUCUCAUGUGAGAAGUUUCUCAACAAUCAGUAGCAGCGAGACAGGUCGUCGAACCGUUGCUGUUCGAGAUGAGACCAUCAGACCAUUCCAGGCCUCGACCGUGAACACUCUUGACAACACCCAUGAGCGUACUGCCCAUGGUAAGACCUCUCCUGCUUCUGUUACUGCAAUCCAAUGGCUUCCUGCUGGUCGUGAACACCUUUUACUCUCGGCUUCUGAGGCUGAAGCUGUUGUCAAGCUCUGGGAUCUUCGGUAUAUCAACCGUCGUCACCAAGAAAAGAGCACGCCUCUCUCAGCUACCGCCGUGCCCUCCAACCACGCCUGGCGUUCGUAUGGUAUCACCUCUCUGUCUCUCAGCAGUGAUGCCGCCCGUAUGUACGCAGUGUGCAAAGAUAAUACCAUCUACGCUUACUCCAUGGCUCAUCUCAUGCUUGGCCACGCUCCUGAGCUCAAAGACCUUGCCACUAAGAGGAGACCCAUCGAAGCCCAAGGCCUAGGGCCUCUUUAUGGUUUCAAGCAUGACUCUUUCGCAGCACGAACAUUUUUUGUCAAGUGCAGAAUAAGACCCAAGGGCCUCUCCCACUCAUCCGACCUCCUUGCAGUGGGUAGCUCUGAGUCUUCGGUCGUGCUCUUCCCCACAGACGAGCGGUAUCUUCGAUCUGCUUGUGCCCAGCGCGCUCACCUCCUUGAUCCACCUGGAUCUGCACUUACACCCUCACGCUCGUUCUCAUCUGCCGCAGGCGCUGAACCCACCUCCUCCACAAUCCCCAUCUUCCGCAAUGGCACAGCUCUUGUCCAUGGCCAUCAACGCGAAGUUUCAAACGUCAGCUGGAGUUACGAUGGCAAAUUAGUCAGCGCGUCUGACGAUUCUAUCGUACGUCAGUGGCAGGAGGACGAAGGCCGGGCUCGGUACUUGAGACAAAUUGGAGAUUUUGGUGGUGAGCGAUACAUGGCGGGCUGGGCUGAUGUGGGUAGUGACUGGGAUGAUGAAGAUGAUGAGUAA
This is a messenger RNA of Fusarium fujikuroi IMI 58289, 2163 nucleotides long. RefSeq names its product related to lethal(2) denticleless protein. Bases 1 to 2163 code for a protein of 720 amino acids. Gene Ontology annotation, cellular component: nucleus. Lineage: Eukaryota; Fungi; Ascomycota; Sordariomycetes; Hypocreales; Nectriaceae. Gene Ontology annotation, molecular function: protein binding; protein-macromolecule adaptor activity. Gene Ontology annotation, biological process: proteasome-mediated ubiquitin-dependent protein catabolic process. The transcript is spliced from 3 exons. The record is from RefSeq and is a predicted model, not a curated record.